AUGUACCGCACCGCCCUCCCCACCCUCCGCACCGUCGCGUACGCCCAGCGCCGCACCUUCCUCGCGACCCGCCCGGCUUGCGACUUGAAGGACGCCGCGCAGGCGCUCAACAAGAAGGUUGGCGAGAAGCUCGCGUCCGGUAUCGAGACGGUCGAGCAGACUACCGAGUCGGCGAAGCAGUCGGCGAAGGCCGCCACUAGCGACGCUACUGCCGAGGCGAAGAAGCUGGGAGCCGACGCGCAGGCCAAGGGCGAGAAGGCUGCGGCAGACGUCAAGGCGGAAGGUCGCAAGCUCGAGGCGGAGGCGAAGAAGUGA
Molecule: messenger RNA, 315 nt
Organism: Rhodotorula toruloides NP11
Lineage: Eukaryota; Fungi; Basidiomycota; Microbotryomycetes; Sporidiobolales; Sporidiobolaceae
Exons: 2
Coding region: 1-315 (104 amino acids)
Source: RefSeq, a predicted model, not a curated record